AUGGUUUCGAUUGAUAUGCCGGCUGGUCCAUCUGAACUUUUAGUGAUAGCUGAUAACACAAGUAUUCCAGCAUACGUUGCAUCAGAUCUUUUAUCACAAGCUGAACAUGGGACAGAUUCUCAGGUGGUUUUGGUAAUGGUUUCAAUUACACCUGAACUUCUUAUAAAAAUUGAACAAGAAAUCAAUGAUCAAGCAAAAAAAUUGCCAAGAGUCAAUAUAGUAAGCGAGUCUAUUCCAAAAAGUUUUAUUUUACAAGCUGACAAUAUGGAGGAGGCAAUGAAAUUUUCUAAUGACUAUGCACCAGAGCAUUUAAUAUUGCAUAUUGAAGAAGCUGACAAAUGGAUUGAUAAAGUGGAAAAUGCUGGUAGUGUUUUUAUUGGUACCUAUUCACCAGAAAGUUGUGGUGAUUAUGCAUCAGGCACUAAUCAUACAUUGCCAACUUAUGGAUAUGCUAAAAUGUAUUCAGGAGUCAACACUUUGACAUUUGUAAAACACAUUACAUCUCAAAAGUUGACAAAAGAAGGUUUAGAUAGACUAGGCGACACUGUUAUGAGAUUAGCUGAAGUUGAAGGGUUAAAGGCUCAUAGAAAGGCUGUUCAUGUUAGAAUUAAAGAUAUUAGUAAUCAAAAUUAA
Messenger RNA from Entrophospora sp. SA101, 633 nucleotides. The record is from the annotation of a GenBank genome assembly. Lineage: Eukaryota; Fungi; Glomeromycota; Glomeromycetes; Entrophosporales; Entrophosporaceae.